Seminavis robusta is the source of this 3348-nucleotide messenger RNA. Lineage: Eukaryota; Bacillariophyta; Bacillariophyceae; Naviculales; Naviculaceae. The record is from the annotation of a GenBank genome assembly.
AUGGAUCUCAAUCAUAACGCGAAUCGCAGCGCCUUUCAUCGCGCUGAAGCUGGCAGUGGCAACAUUAACAACAGCAACAACAACCGCAAUGUUGAUAUGAUCUCUCCUGCUACCGCUCCUGGUGAGUUUCCUUCCACUCCUACGACAAGAGCUGGCCGAAAGACUCAUCAACAACAACAAUCCAAUCCAAAGCCACCUCCUGCCACCACACGUGCCUUUGUGACGCCUUCUCCUACUAGCUCCCGCGGUUCAUUCGCAACAACUCCCAUGGAUAAUAAUGAUUCUGAUGGCUUGGUGGAAGACAAUGGUCGCCACCGCUAUGACCAGAAGGCAUUGGGAGCCGUUUGGCAAGUUAACAGCAACAACAGUAACAACAACAAGUCGACAAUGCCAGAAAAGAACGCGGCCGUCAUUCGGAAAAACAUGUCGGCUGGUGCUGCUGGGCUUCCUCCUAUCCGUGAUGAAAAGACUCGCGCUCGAAAAGAGCGAUUGGUGGCCAUGGAACAACAAGAACAGAUGCAGCAUAGCAACCUACGAGUACCCAAGCUACGACCCGGAACACCAGAUCAUACUACCAGUUCUCCCAUCGACGGACCUCCUCUCCGCCACGAUCGAACUGCCAUGUUGAUUGCCAAGGAGCAACAAAAGCAGCAACAUCAGAAUAAGAAUACGCAUGUUGUUCCUCCCAUGACCUCGGUCUUGAAGCGACGCUCUACCACCAUGUCGUCGGUCAGUUCUACCAGCAGCGGAUCCACCGAAGUCACGCAGAACACGGGUGCUGCUCGCUCUUCUUUGGCAUCGUUACAGUCUUCUUUUGCUUUGCGUCAAGCCGCCGUUGAUCUUGCUCUCAUUGAUGACGAUGAUGACGACGAGGGGGGUGUUGGCAGAUUCACCUCUGCCUACGAAGAUGAUGUCGAUAGCAACCGAGCCGUCAAGACAAACGGCAGCAAGCUCACGGCUACUGCUGCCGGUUUCAAGAAACGUCGCGCUGUUCGUCGUGCCACCACGGGGAAUGGAAUCCCUCGUCCUUACUCUGCCAUUGCCAACAGCGACAAUGCAAAUGUCAAACGAAGUGCUUCUAGCAACCUCGAACACUGCGGCAUUGCCAGACGCCGUCGCGCGACUGUGGCCGUCCCGUAUGGAACCCAUCUCAUCAACAGUUUCGGGGGAAACAUGAUUAUGGCAGAGGCAGCAGAAGGCACCGGCAAUAGUCACCAUUCCAACGGCAGCAGUGUCGGAGCGCAUUCGGUCAUUCGAGGACGGCGUGCCGCCAAAAAGUCAGAAUCGGAACACGGCGACGACGACGAUGCCGUCGCACUCCAUUUGGCAUCCGUGGCCUCUCGCCAAGCACAAGCUGCGUCGGGACUUCAGUUCAUCCCCAAUAAUGACGACGAGGAGGACAUUACUGGAGUCGACGUUGAAGAUGAUACUGGCAAACCCAAGGCCGUCACGACCUCGGCGGACGCUUCGACUGGCACUCUAUCGGCCCACAAGAAUGUCAAGGUUGCAAGUUUCAGUACCCACCAUGCGUCUCUUUCCCAGCGGCCCGCCUUGGUGGAUAGCACCAUCAUGGAAGAAGAGGACGACGAUAUUUUGGAUGAUGAUGGCGAUGAGUUUGCCAAUGCAGGACCUGGCGACGAGGUGGAACGUCCAGCAGUCGAAGUGGCGCAAGCAGGAGUUCCCGUUUUGCUUCAGACACCUGGGGCCUUCGCCGUCGAAGGAAUGCACGGAGCCGGUAGAGCCAAUGAUGAGCUCAAUGAACCGUUCGAUUCCGACCUCAAUCACGAAGAUCGCAACCGAGAUGCCGCUGCCAUCGUGAUCAAUGAUCCGACACUGACGGACCCCAACUCGGCCUUGUUCAUUGACGAAGAACUUGCUGUCAACGCCGAGCUCUACAACGGGGACACGGCUCCCAAUUCGGGAGAUGUCCUCGAUGCCCAUUUGCAUGUCGUUUACGAGGGUCAACACUUGCCAGAAGAUGAAAUCGGACCCUCGGCAAAAUCCAUCCAGCGAUCGCGCAUGAUCAAGUUCACAGUGUUCUCCCUUGCCAUUGGAGCCAUUGCCUCGGCCAUUGCUGUUGGUUUGAGUCGACCUUCUCGGGCAUCCGCGAACCUACCUUGGCAGCAGGUCCGUGUUCCCACCAUUGAAGGAUGGAAACAGGUGGGAAACAACUUGACGGGUCCAACGGAUGAUGACAAAUCGCUCUAUGGAUACGCUAUUGCCAUGGCCGGCAAUGCGGAUCGGAUUGCCAUUGGCGUUCCUGGACGUGACCAAGGAGCCACCAAGUUGCUAGUGGGAGAAGUGCAUGUCCUCGACUGGAAUGGUACAACAUGGUCAUCCAGUGCAUCGCCUAUUAUCGGCCCAGGCCCAGAUGGACAAGCUGGAACCUCAGUGGCCAUGAGCAAGAAUGGAAAGCGAAUUGCCGUCGGCUCACCCUUCUUGGCACCUCACGGAGGACACGUUGCGGUAUACGAAGAAACAGAUGCAUAUCCCAAGGAAUGGAUUCUCGUUGGACAGGUGUUGUUAGGCAACAGCUCCAAGGUCGGCGGAGGUGACAGUCAAUUUGGAAGUUCUGUUGCCUUGUCGGAGAAUGGCAACAGACUUGCCGUAGGUGCUACAAUGGGUGAAGAUAAAGAAGGAACGGGACGCGAAGAUAGUGGAUAUGUCAAGGUCUUUCAGUUCCAGCGAGGAAUCAGUAACCGAUGGGUCCAACUUGGAGAUACCAUGUAUGGCGAAAAGCCCGGGGAUUUCUUUGGUUGGUCCCUUGCCAUGUCGUCAAAUGGCACGCGGAUCAUAGCUGGUGCUGUGGGAAGUACAGCGGAAGGAGUGGGGGAGUUUUCUGGCCAAGUGCGUGUCUUUAACUAUGGCGACGAAGAAGAUUCAUGGACCCAGGCGGCAGGUGCUAUUGGUCAUUCUAGCGCUGAAGAUGGUGUCGACAUUGGGCAUGUGCGCGUUUUCCGAUUUGUGGAGACUUCCGAGGACGAUUCAGAACCUGCUUGGGAGCCAUUGGGCCAGAUGCUUGUGGGACAGAGCGCCUUUGAUUCGUUUGGCUACAGUGUUUCGCUCUCGGCUGAUGGUCAUGUCGUGGCAGCUGGAGGGCCCCGGAACGAUGAAUUCUCUGAAUCUGCCGGUCACAUUCAGGUCUUCGAGAUGCGACCAGAUACUGGAGAGAGUACCUGGGUCCGUCGCGGAGGCAACAUUGGAGGCUCUUACGAUGGCCGUGACCUGUUUGGUUGGUCAGUUGCCUUAAACUCGAAUGGCACCCGGGUUGCCGGAGGUGCUCCAUUCUCUACCUUUGAUGGGAUUCUGAGCGAUGUCGGAACCGUCCGUGUCUACGACGUUGUCUAG